Messenger RNA from Babesia bovis T2Bo, 1347 nucleotides. RefSeq names its product apurinic endonuclease (APN1) family protein. NCBI's taxonomy places the organism in Eukaryota, Apicomplexa, Aconoidasida, Piroplasmida, Babesiidae. Bases 167 to 1318 code for a protein of 383 amino acids. Gene Ontology annotation, biological process: base-excision repair. The transcript has 7 exons. Gene Ontology annotation, molecular function: DNA binding; zinc ion binding; DNA-(apurinic or apyrimidinic site) endonuclease activity. The record is from RefSeq and is a predicted model, not a curated record. Gene Ontology annotation, cellular component: nucleus; mitochondrion.
GAGGCAUGUAGCUUAUAUCUAUGGCAUAAAGCGUAUAUUUCCAUAUAUUUUAUUUGGUUGGUGCGUAUUACGCGUUCCAUUUUGGUGUGUACGUUCCUUAGACACAUAUCACUUUCCACGUAGAUUACCCUCUUUUAUUUGCAAUUUCGGUGCAUUAAACAACUCAAUGUGUCCUCCUUCUGAUUUAGUUUCCAUGUCCACAACGGACUCCUUUGUGAGUGACAUUUCUGACGACGGCUCUACAUCUUCCAAAUCUUCCACUACCAAGACCAAGAAGACUGGCAUUUCGAAGGGUUCCACGAAGAAGCCAUUGCAGACUAAGCUUAGUGUCAAGUCAUCUACUGAGAAGCCGAAGCCUUGGGUAACUUUACCAAAGUUAGACCCUAAUGAAGACCGUGACGCAGCAUUUGCUGAGAUAGCUGCUGCAAGUGCAGCUUCUGGGCUUUAUAUAGGUGCUCACAUAUCCACUGCUGGUGGUUUGGACAACUCUGUGAUUAACGCUUACAACAUUUGUGGCCAGGCUUUUGCUUUAUUCCUCAAGAAUCAGCGUCGUUGGGACAGUCCUCCUCUUGCUGACGCUACUGUUAAGAAGUUUACGGCCAACAUUGAGAAAUAUAAAUAUGACAUCCGCUACGUGUUGCCUCAUGGUUCUUAUUUGAUAAACAUUGCCAACCCUGACUACGAGAAGCGUAUGAAGUCAUAUCACCACUUCGUUGAUGAUAUUCAACGUUGUGAGAAGCUGGGCAUCACAUUGUACAACUUUCAUCCAGGCUCUACUGUUGGCAUGUGUGAAAAACCUGAGGGUAUUCGCAACAUCGCGAACUGCAUUAACAUGGCUAUGAAGGAGACUAGCUCUGCAAAGAUUGUUUUGGAGAAUGCUGCUGGUCAGAAGAACGUUAUAGGUUCAACUUUUGAGGAUUUACGUGACAUUAUUAAUUUAGUUGAGAACAAGGAUAGGGUUGCUGUAUGCCUGGACACGUGUCAUCUGUUUGCUGCUGGAUACGACAUUCGAACUAAGGAUAAGUUUGAGGCAGUUAUGCGUUCUUUUGAUGAGAUAAUUGGUUUGAAAUACCUUGUUGCUGUACAUUUGAAUGACUGCAAGUCUGACCUUGGCAGUGGUUUGGAUCGUCAUGAGAACAUUGGUAUUGGGAAGCUGACUCGUGAAACGUUUGAGUUCAUUGCCAAUAGUGGAUAUUUCCGCAAUAUGCCAAUAAUUUUAGAGACUCCUGAUAUACACGGUGACGAAACUAUAUACAAGCAGGAAGUUAAGGUGAUGUACGGACUUGUUGAAGGGAACAAAGAUGGUUCCACUUCCUAAAUUGGCCAUGCGCCUCUAUUUGAAUAUGC